Synchytrium microbalum is the source of this 558-nucleotide messenger RNA. RefSeq lists its product as uncharacterized. The coding region runs from base 1 to 558 and encodes 185 amino acids. The record is from RefSeq and is a predicted model, not a curated record. Gene Ontology annotation, molecular function: protein binding. The transcript has a single exon. NCBI's taxonomy places the organism in Eukaryota, Fungi, Chytridiomycota, Chytridiomycetes, Synchytriales, Synchytriaceae.
AUGGCAAAUGGAUUCGACUACCUGGAGUUCGCAACCUGUGCCAGAUACGGUGAUUUAGAAGAAAUGAAGGAGAAUAUUCGAGCUUCAUUUGAGGAAACUAAUGCUGCAACUCUGAGGAGCAUCUUCACCUAUAAAGUACCACCAUCAAACUCAACGGCACUGCAUAUGGCAUCUGCAAACAAUCAUAUCGAUAUCGUAAAGUACUUGCUCGAGCAUCUGACAAACGGGGACGUAAACCUCCAGAACGAUGACGGAGCUACGGCCUUACAUUGGGCUUCUUUGAAUGGUCAUAAGCAGGUCGUGUCUUUGCUACUGAAGGCUGGUGCCGAUGCGACUAUAAAGAACAAUGCCGGAAGGAGUAGUUUGACAAUGAGCGAGCAGCAGGGGCACUUGGAAGUCUCGCAACUGCUAUUAGAUUCAUUUGAACCUGAUGCAGAUAGUAUACAGGAAACAGAUGAGGACGUGUCUGUUGAUGAUGUCGAGAGUGGUGUCAAAGACAUGAAGGUGUCUUCGGACGACACAAUCGCUGAUUCAACCUCUGAAGAUGUUGGUCGAUAA